Chara braunii is the source of this 1395-nucleotide messenger RNA. Lineage: Eukaryota; Viridiplantae; Streptophyta; Charophyceae; Charales; Characeae. The record is from the annotation of a GenBank genome assembly.
CCCGAGGACAAAUGGUCACCCUACCAAGCGGCAGAAGGGCAUGGGAGAGACAGAAGCCCGAAUGUGAUGCUUUUCUACAUCUGAAGUACACCAGCCGUGUGAUGGAACCGCUGUUCAUUAGGAAGAUGGUGGAUGAGGUGCUCAGCUGGGUGAUAGGGGAUGACGCGUUCGGCUGGCUAGAGCGCAUCAGAAUCGGCUGGACCUACAACCCCAGCAUCGCAUCUAAGCUAUGCAGGCCUGCGGAAGUUUUUUGCGAUUUUGACGUCUCUCAKSGGAUGGAUAGGUACGACCCGGAGCMGUGYCCAUGCAKGACUCAAAGAUACUCGGAUUUGCGCAACGAUUGGUCAAUCCACCUACUCCAGAACGAAGGAUGCACGCAUGUCAUUACUUUGGACUCCUCGGUUACGGACAAUCCGUUGUUGCAGGGUGUCAUUAACGUGGGYCUCAAUCAUAUCCCGAUCAUGGCCCUGGACGUAGAAGAGGCGGCUAUGGAGCUGGAUCGCCUGUUGGACGAUCUUUUCGGGAGGGUGAUGGAGUUGCGGGACCUUUUGGACUCCACCAAAUCCUUCUUGAAGCGGAUUAUCAUGAAGAAGGGGAGGGCGAGGAUGGGCAAGUACAAGAAUGCACAUAGGCAUGCGGUCGCGGAACCAUUCGAGCACCUAGCCGUGAAAAGGGAGCUGGAUUUCAUCACGGGCAGAUUCCUCAUCUGCCCAACGGACAAGGCGCCCAACACCCCAGCUUUCGUCUGCAAGAACUUCAUCCGAAAGCUCGCUUUCCAAAGACUGUCUGGCCCGGAGUUCGCAUGCAUCGGUGCCACACCUGCGGUUGUCAUCUCGCGCAUACGUGGAGAACUCUCCGCCUUACCCGCACUACCGAUAGCCCCGGCUACGCUCCCAUAUCUCAUGACGGUGCUGAAGGCACACAAGGGGUCAUUCCGCUGGAUAGCGAACACAACCAACACGAUUAUCUCACCUGCAGCGGAGGUGUGCGCGUGCGUUCUGCGAUUCCUUCUCCCCUUGGUGCAAACUUUUUGCCAGGAGAGGAGCAUGGAGGUGGAGGAGCAGCAUGGGGUCAGACCCAACCUGUGGUGGGCAAUAGCCUCAGUGGGGGAGUUCUGCGCUAACCUUCCAGAAAAGGUUUACUCCGUGUUCACCGCCGACAUCACAAGGUGUUUUGAGACGAUCCCCAUGGAUAACUCUGAGGACAGCCUCCCUGCUGCGGUCAGGUUCUACGUGCAGUGCGCAAUGCGAGUGAGGAGGGAAAGGAGCUCCUGCCAUACUAUUCGUAUCGUUACGAAGAUAGAGAGAGAGAGGGAGAGAGGUUGAGCGAUACAAGAUCGUUGUGUGGUCCACGAAGUAGAAGGCGGCCAUAGCCGCGGAGCCCGAACCACAAAGU